AUGCGUGUUCAGUGGCUCUUCAUUCCUGCGCUCUCUGCGGCUGCUGAGGCAAUCGUGCCCCGAGCAGCAGCAGCCGUUGACUCCUCAACGAUCCAGGGCAAAUAUAUGUUUGGCUACCAAGGCUGGUUCCGUUCUCCGAAUAAAGGGCUUAACACGCAUUGGUCUACCAAUGGUGGAGCGCCAGGGCCUGGAAAUGCCGUGUUUGACUUCUUCCCUGACACAAGUGCGUAUCCAUCUGAGUGUCUAUUCGAUACCGGCUUCGAAUUUGCAAAUGGAACAACUGCCAAGUUAUAUGACAACACUUGUGCUGGGGUGGUUGAUCUGCACUUUAAAUGGAUGCAGCAGUAUGGAAUUGAUGGCGUGCUCGUUCAGCGCUUUUAUGGCGCUCUCAGCGAUGCUACGUUUCUAACAGUUUUGGAUCUUGUACAAGCAUCCGCUGAGAAGUACGGUCGCGUUUUCGCCGUGGAGUAUGACCUGAGCGGCGGAAAUUCGUCUCAAGCAAGUGUUACCAACAAGAUCAUCCCGGAUUAUGUUAACAACAUCAAAAAAUACACUUCAUCUCCAGCAUAUGUUCAUCAAGACGGUAAGCCGGUUGUUAUGGCCUUUGGAUUUGGUGUCGCUGGCCGCGAUCUAAGCGCAUCGGACGCGUUUAACUUAGUCAGAGACUUGCAGGCAGAGCCGGCCUAUGUCAUUCUAGGAACCACUAACAACUGGGCUGCUGAUGUCCGUAAUAACAAUGGUCUGGUGAAUACCUAUAAAUUGGCCGAUGCGAUCAGCCCCUGGACUGUAGGCGCCUACACCGAUGCCGGAUAUCUGAGCUAUAAUUUUCACUGGCAACAAAAUGACACCACAUUAACCGAUUCACUUGGUAAGGGUUAUGUGCCUGUGGCCUGGCCAGGCACUUCAAACUACCACCUCACCAACAAACCCGCCAACCUCGAUUAUUUCCCGCGAUAUAAUGGCAGUUUUUACGAGCUCCAGGUCAAUACUGUCAUGAAACAGAAGCCACUCUUUAUUUAUACUGCCAUGUUUGAUGAAGUCAAUGAAGGUACUGGGUCGUAUGCUUGCCUCAAAACUAGCCAGUUGCCGACAAAUGAGAAAUUUGUGGGGCUUGACAAUGAUUUCACAUCGACGAAUCACUACUUUGAACUCGCUCAGCAGUUAGCUACCUCAUUUAGAGCACUUCAAUAA
Trichoderma asperellum CBS 433.97 is the source of this 1191-nucleotide messenger RNA. RefSeq lists its product as uncharacterized. The record is from RefSeq and is a predicted model, not a curated record. Lineage: Eukaryota; Fungi; Ascomycota; Sordariomycetes; Hypocreales; Hypocreaceae.